AUGUCUAAAACAAUUGAGGAUUCUGAACAAUUUGUAGAGGUUUUCCAAAACAAUGAUAGUUUCAUGUAUAUAAAUUUCAUUUAUGAUAUUGAUGAUCUUGAAUUAAAAGAACAAAAUGAUUAUUUUGAAGAGAUAGCUGCAAAAUAUUAUAAUAAUCCAAAUGCUUGUGAUCAAAAAUUUGAUUUUUUUAAAGUGAACCUCACAGGUGAAAUUUAUCAACAUUCACAAGAUGUUCGUGAUAUAUUUUUUAAAAAUUAUGGUACUCAGGAUAUAUAUGGUGAUCCAUUUAUUGGUUUUUAUAUAAAAGACAAUUUGUAUGGUCUUGUUAAAACACAUAAGAAAGAUCAAGUUAAAGAUUUAUUUGAAGAAAUUGAAAAUAAAUAUUAA
Molecule: messenger RNA, 387 nt
Organism: Hansenula ciferrii
Lineage: Eukaryota; Fungi; Ascomycota; Saccharomycetes; Phaffomycetales; Wickerhamomycetaceae
Exons: 1
Coding region: 1-387 (128 amino acids)
Source: RefSeq, a predicted model, not a curated record